Messenger RNA from Conger conger (European conger), 1147 nucleotides. RefSeq names its product drebrin-like. The coding region runs from base 226 to 1077 and encodes 283 amino acids. The transcript is spliced from 10 exons. Gene Ontology annotation, molecular function: actin filament binding. The record is from RefSeq and is a predicted model, not a curated record. NCBI's taxonomy places the organism in Eukaryota, Metazoa, Chordata, Actinopteri, Anguilliformes, Congridae. Gene Ontology annotation, cellular component: dendrite; cortical actin cytoskeleton; lamellipodium. Gene Ontology annotation, biological process: postsynaptic actin cytoskeleton organization; regulation of actin filament polymerization; positive regulation of axon extension.
ACCCGCAGUAUCGCUGAGAGAUGGUGCCCCUGUGGGGGCCGUUCUGGAUGCAGGGCUCCAGGGCGCAGUCGUAUUUCUGCAGGUGUGAGAAUUGCUCUCCCUAACGAUCCCUCCCCCCACAGGGCUCUGUACUCGUACGAGGGCGACAGCAAUGACCUGAUCCUGGCAUCCUGCGGAGGUGGGGGCCUGGCUGAGAUCGCGGGAGCAGUUGAUCAGACGCGCGUCAUGUAUGGGUUCUGCAGCAUGAAGGAGCCCAACUCUGCCCUGCCCCGAUACAUCCUCAUCAACUGGGUUGGAGAGGACGUCCCUGAUGCCCGGAAGUGUUCCUGUGCCAGCCACGUAGCAACCGUCGCCGAGUUCUUCCAGGGUGUGGACAUCAUCAUUAACGCCAGCAGUGUGGAGGACAUGGACCCGUCUGCCGUGGGCCAGCGGCUCAGUAACGGGCUGGUUGCCGUGGCGAGCCCCGUCCUCAACCGCCUACGCCUGAAGGACGAGGAGCAGGCCGAGAACGUGGGCACCAAGUACCAGAAGACCAACGCCGAAGUCGAGAUGAAAAAAAUCAACAGGGAGGAGUUCUGGGAACAGGCCAAGCGCGAGGAGGAGCUGCGGAAGGAGGCGGAGAGGAAGAAGCUGGCGGAGGAGAGACAGCGUUUUGAGGAAGAGAGGAUGGAGCUGGAGAAAAAGGAGCAGGAGGACAGAGAGAGGAGGUACAGAGAGAAGGAGGAGCAGAUCGAGGAGCACAGGAAGAAGCUGCAGGAGGAAGAGGAGGCCUGGGAGAAGAUAAGGAAUCAGACGCUGAUCACAGUGGAGAGCUGUGACGAUGCGUCGGACAAAAGGGAGACGGAGGUGGAGGAGGCAGCAGCCAUCAUAGCCCAGCGGACUGAUAAUCCUCGGGAGUUCUUCAAGCAGAAGGAGAUGGGUGUGGCUACCAGUGUGGACAGCUCCCCGGUGUCCACACACAGAACCGGCCGUUUGGACAGUCCUUUCUUCAAGCUCCAGCACAGCCCUGCUGAGCCCAGCCCGCCCCCUCGCUCCCCGCCCCUGGGCAGGCUGCAGCCCCACAGCCCUGGUAGGUAGAGCCCCCUGCUGGAGGGAGGGAGAACUGCAGAGAGAGAGAGAGAGAGAGAGAGAGAGAGAGGCUGACCGA